Protopolystoma xenopodis is the source of this 270-nucleotide messenger RNA. NCBI's taxonomy places the organism in Eukaryota, Metazoa, Platyhelminthes, Monogenea, Polystomatidea, Polystomatidae. The record is from the annotation of a GenBank genome assembly.
AUGACAUUCCAUCGACCGAAGGAGUCCGGCCCACCAACCCAACUGCAUACUCGCUGGACUCGGCUCCGUGCCCCGCUUUCUCCCUCUCAAAGGGUGGCCGGCUUCAGCUCGCCGGCCAAUCGGACACCUUCGGAGGGGGCACUUAAAGUGUCUGUGGUGGAUUCGAGCUCGGUUGGUACGGCUGACGCCCACCGACACACUCUAACAUGGUUCGGAUUCGUAUGCAUUUUCAGUUGGUCCUCAAUUGCACAGACCUCCUUCGGGGCUUGA